AUGGAUGAGAAUAACAGGAUAACGAUUACCGUGUGCGGAGAUGGUGGUUGCGAAGACUCCUACUCCGUAACCAGAACCGUCGAUGGCGUUCCUUAUUACCUCAUGCUCACCGACACCGCCGGACAGGAAGAAUACCGCGGUCUCUGGGCCGCCUCGAACCUCCAAUCCGAUGCAUUCCUCCUCGUCUACGACAUCACAUCGGCAAACUCGCUCGACGCGCUGGAUUACUUCAUGGAGAUGAUUGAUAUGGAAACCGACAACCGGCUAGACAAUGGCAAAAUACCGCCAAUCAAGUGCGUGGUGGGAAACAAGUGCGAUUUGCAAGGACAAAGAGUGAUAGAGGCUAAGAAGGGUCUUGAGUGGGCAAGGCAAAGAAAAUGCGGCUUCAUGGAGACAAGUGCAAGGGAGAUGGUGAAUAUCGAAGAGACAUUUGCUCUGCUUGUACGCCGCGUUGUAGAAGCACGGAGACUAACUGGGGGAGAUGGCGCUGCGAAUCGGAACAUGGCCUACUCAAUGUCAAACAACCUAAACGCGGACGGAGCGUAUCAACAAAACGAAAAAGAUGACGACGAGCCAAAACAGAGCUGGUGGUCGAAACUCAAAUGCUGGUAG
This is a messenger RNA of Pyrenophora tritici-repentis Pt-1C-BFP, 612 nucleotides long. NCBI's taxonomy places the organism in Eukaryota, Fungi, Ascomycota, Dothideomycetes, Pleosporales, Pleosporaceae. The record is from RefSeq and is a predicted model, not a curated record.